This is a messenger RNA of Giardia duodenalis, 4446 nucleotides long. RefSeq lists its product as uncharacterized. The transcript has a single exon. NCBI's taxonomy places the organism in Eukaryota, Fornicata, Diplomonadida, Hexamitidae. The record is from RefSeq and is a predicted model, not a curated record. The coding region runs from base 1 to 4446 and encodes 1481 amino acids.
AUGGACAGUAUUAUUCCUGCCAGUUUUUCCCGCUAUCCUCUGGCUUCUGGGUCCAGCGACACCUUAAUUGGGGUGUUUCCUACUGAUGAUGGAGGGAUAUUUGCGGUGUAUGAACACUCUCUGUCAUAUUCUAAAUCAACGUCCAUUUCUCCAUACACAUGCCAGUUUUCCUCCCCAAUUAUGGCUGCUUCAUUACUCUAUCCGAAUAUGCUGUUAUACAUGGUGGAUGACUCUCUUUACGAGUGCCAUGUAACAGAGGGCGGGUUUUCCAGCUCAAUUCAGCUAAAGCUUAUGGCUGCUCGCCUGCCAUCAGAUAUCUUUUGCAUCACUACUUCUUCUGCAGGACUCUUUGCAUACUGCGUUCUUCAUGCAGACUGCUCCCUCACCAUCAUGUUUUACGAGGACGAAUGCAUCUGCGCCCUCCCUGCUCUCAAACACUUGUGCACAGUCGUGCAUCACUUAGAGCUACCCACCACUGUCUCUCUGCGCAAGCUAAAAGCAUCCUUUGACCCCACGGGGCUCUUAUUAGCUGUCCAUGUGUCCACCAACGACUCUGGCUCAUACCUUCUUGUAUUAGCCGAUGCUUCCUCUUCGCAUUUUGACGUUACAUUCGCCAAGCAAUUGAACUUCUCCUCGGAACUUCGUGCUCAAUUCAAGCAGGAGCUAUCCAGAGAUAGAGUUGGCUGGGUACCGUGUAGCUGGCGCAAACAGGAUCAACCGUUGGAUUUCCACGGCUUUACAAGCGAUGGACGGUUUGUGAUUUUGACAUGUCGGCCCCAGCUACAAUCCAAACCAGGCGUAUCCACCAAGAGCGAAGCACACACUGCAUGCUGUAAAGCAACUGCCGAGUCUGCUACACCACAUGAAUGUGCAUGCUCUACCAAUGUCGCACAGAAGUACAUCCCAUAUGAAGGCCGAGAAAUUGCCCUAGAGUCCAUUGAGGACGUCAGCUGGACCCCUUCGUCCUACAUGGGAGAGCACGAUGACCUGGAGUGGUACAAGCAGUACUAUGGUGUUCCUAAGAACUUUACUGAUAACCUGACGUUUUCUGCAAACACCAUGGCAAUCUAUCCAUCUUCUGUGUGUCUCUAUGAUCCCUUAGUACUGCGCAAUCCACAUAUUGUAUUUCCGUUACGUGUCCCUAGUCCUGGGAGUCAGCAUGCAGAACUGGUUAUGGUUAAAGGGGUGCGAUUGGAUCAAGGACAUCAUGUGCUUGUGCUCCAUAGAGGACAGGGGUUCUAUUGCAUGGCCGUAUACGCGACGGCCUCCUAUGUAUGGAGGCUUGCAGCUGAGAUAGUUAUUCCCUGUUAUCCCGGGGUUCCACUGACUGCACCAAGCUAUAUCUCCGAGGACGGAGGUGUAAUCUGUAUAGCUUCUCCACGGUUUCUCUUGUCUACAACCUUGCAUGCUGCGUUGCAGCAAUCGUUUACUGGUUCGUUCUCCCGUAUUCAGGAUGGUAUGGUUGUCUACACAGAUCUGGCCUCUUUCUGCAUCCCACCCCCAGCAUACAGCUCUUGCAUAUUCCAUACUACCGAGCCGCUUAUUGCAACAUGCAUUAUCCAGCAACACGAACAAGAUGUGUACGUGGCCGUUGUGACCAGCACUAAGCUCCUUGUUGUAUUAGUCUCACCGUUUAGCUCCUUAACCUUGACCUCGGAAGCUCCCGCAAUAGCCGGGGAUACCAGCUUCGAAGAGCAAGAAAAGCUGGUGCAAGCGGAUAGUGUCAUUGCACGGGUUAUGAAGGGAAAUAAAAAGGCGCAUUUUCAAGCAUUGAAUGACUUGGAAGAUACUGGACAGGCCGGACAGCGUAGUACAUCAUAUGAUAUCGUCACAAAGGAAGAGCUUCUUGUCGACCCUUUUCGGUCUGAUCACCUACAAGAACACAUUUUGACACACACAAGCGCAACUUUUCUUGAACUUGACUUCGCCUCUCAAUUGAGUACUGAUCUUUUAGAAUCAGUACUGAGUUGCGAUGGAUCUUUACUUUUAUUCCCAGUGGCACUGCAGGGACCCGAGAGCAUGGAUACUGCAGAAUCUAAGUCUAUCACUAUCCACUUCUUAGGUCUGACAACAGACCAUGAACUCAUUAGUGUGAUACUUAGGCCAGAGCUUGUCCUGGCGUCCAAAGCAUGUUCUUUACGCUCAGUCUCUGUCUUUGUUAAUCAUGAACAGGAGUACAAGAUACUUUCAUCCUCACCUAAGAUCGCCAUACCUUUAGAAAGAUUCAGAAAAUCCUUUUAUCUCAGAAGAGUUUUACAAGAGAAGGAGAAUAAUGAGCAAGCACUUACCAGUCCCAUCAGUAGCUUUUCUGAAUUUUCUUCAUUUUAUUGGGUCUUGUGUGAAGCAUCUGUUUCGACCGAAUCUACCUGGUUAUUGUUUGCAAUUCCACGUGCACAUCCUCAGUUAGUUAUCUAUAGAAUAGUCUCACAUGCAUCCGAGCGGAUUUAUGAGCCUAUUUACUCCUGUAACAUAGAGCCACAAUCAACGAUAUUGUAUGCAACGGAGCUCUCGGUGACACUGUAUGUUAAGCGCGGCUAUCUAGAUGUUAAGCAUCCUUCUAGGCUUUCGUAUUUCAGAGCUUGUUCGCUUUUGAAGCAGGCAUUAGCUCUGAAUUCUUCAGUAGAGAACAUUCUAGAAGUAUGUUUUGUGUCCCGACUCUUGCUGUCAUCUUUAUGCAGAAACGAUACCCUUAGUGAAGAGGAUCUGGUGCUCUACUUCAGAUUGUUAUUUUCAUCAAAUCCAAUCUUACUCUUGCGUGCAUUAGAGGCUGUGGUCUGCCCUCAUGAGAUGAAGACUUAUACUGCAAUCACGUUUGACAGAUACAACACCACUGAGAGGCAUGAAGUUAGCUUCUGGGCGAGGUUUGUGGAUUGGCUAUUUGAAAACAUCGGAUUUGUGAAAAGCAUAUCUGCACAGGCUUACAAAGAUGGAGAUGAGCUGCAUGGGGCAUGGUUAAAGAGCCUUUUGCGCAUACUACAGCUUCAUGCCACCUAUCACAGUGGAUUCACUAGAGAUUUCGGGUAUCAGAACAGAGGCGGUCAGGAGCGAAUAUUUGUCGAGCUUUCCGCAGCUUUUGCGAGUGCCUAUAUCGCAGCGCCAGAUGUAGAGGGCGGGCCUAGCCUAACAGUGUUCAUAACUCACCUAGCAUCCGCGGCAACAAGUUACCAGAUGAGUCUGGUCCACCUCCUCCAGACUAUUGAACUUUGUCUCUUUCAACAAUCACAUUAUGUAGAUAUGCACAUGGUAGCCGAUGCGAUGGGGCUUCCAAUUAGCGCGGUUGCUGCUUCUUGCUUUGGCUUGACGGAUGAACUUUUCUUGAGGUGUCGAUCAGACCCACUGCUCAAGGCAUGUACCUACUUGGCUAUGGCAUCUAACGGUGUGUACACCGUGUACACACAGAAGGACCUAGCUGUGUUCUACGACCUCCAACCCUCGGUCGCGUUUCCUUUCAUUUCUUCUACUCCUCUUAAAUAUCAGUGUACAUCUGUGUUUACGGGCUUGGACAUAGCAUACUGUCUCAUCUUACAGAUCUUUACACUCCUUAAUAAUGAACUUGACACUGAAAAUAUCGCAAAGGUUAACGCUUUAAUCUUUCAGUUUGCUAACUGGGAUCGCAAGCAAGUUGCAUUAGGUGCUUUGCGUUACCUUAAGGAGAUGCUGGACUCGAACGCAUCGUUGCUUGCAGAAGUACUCCACGAGUAUCCUCUAGAAGAGUACCUCAUCCGACUAGCUGUCCCUGCUUCUGCUGUAGGUAUGGAAGUUACUACUACCCUGUUAGAGGUCUUCCUACCUAUCUGUGAAAGGUUAAAAGACCCCCUGAUGGCCGGCAAAGUAUACCCAUUACUAGACACAAUAGCUAUGGCAGUACAGCUGCGGUUUAUAACCGAACCUGACCACGAAAGAGAGACCUCAAAACUGCAAGCGUUGCGGUUGCGAGUGUGUGAUGGUUCCAAAGCAAAGUCUCAAGCUGGCCUGAGUAACCAAUACUCUCUAGUACAUUUAAUGUUCAAUGCGCUGAAUGUGACAGUUGCCACAGACCAGUCACACCAGAUGCCAGAGAUCCUUUCAGAGCUAAGGGAAAUAGAGGUGUCAGAUGCAGCGCUUAAGAUUUUACAUUCCCUAUUAACUCACAACAUGGUCAGCGCAAGUCAGGUUUUGCAGUUAUUAAAAUGUAAGUUGAUCGCAGAGGGAGUAUGCGCCGCAGAGGCAGAGAUGGUCACUCAGAAGUCCGACAUAAAUGCGCUACAUAAGCAAUACCAAGCUGUGCGCGCCAAGAUGGAUGCCCAUAAGGAAAAACAUGAGAAUCAAAUGGGAAAGAAUACGCGAUUGCAUCAAUUGGAUGAAAAAAUGAAGGCGAAAAGGAAGCGGUUGGAGAGUCUGUCCAACCAAAUCCACAAUAGUUAUAGGGAUAAUGCCUUAUUGUUAUGCUUCUGCUUCAUUGUUUAA